Molecule: messenger RNA, 875 nt
Organism: Ceraceosorus bombacis
Lineage: Eukaryota; Fungi; Basidiomycota; Exobasidiomycetes; Ceraceosorales; Ceraceosoraceae
Source: the annotation of a GenBank genome assembly
AUGUCGUACGCAUCAGUUGCAGCCAAGGAUGCUCCUCCUCAGAGCGAGCAGCCAGUCCCGUCAGCGCACUACGCCGAGGGCCGAAACGCAGGCAACUAGUGAGUAUCUGCGUCCGCCUCUGAUCAUCGAGACGACUGUCCUUUGUGAUGGCCAGGGCCUCAAGCUGACGCACACGCACAUGUUCACUUCAUCACUGCGCAACCUGAGCAGCACGAGCGCCCAUCCAGACGUAGACUCUGGUAAGGUCAACAUCGUGCCUAGCGGAACGGACUUGGAUCACAUCAGGACCGAGUCCGCCGAAGAGGCUGACAAGGCCAUCCAACGAGCUCGUGCGGAAGCCGAGAGGGCUCAAAAGGAAGCCAAGGAUUUGGCAGAGCGGGCAAAGAAGCAAGCUGGAAAGGCGGAGAAGAGGUGAGUCGCCAUCUCGGUGCUCUAACGCUUGUGUCGGGUCUGGCCACGCAGGUCUUUCCCACGGCCACUAAUUACCGAACGCGCGAAUAACACUGUGUCCACAGAGUCUCCAAGGCCGCUUCGGACGCAUCCAAGCAAGUUGGAGCCUUCUGGCAAAAGUUCUCCUCGGAGCCCGCAUACUGGGCCUCGACGCUCGGAGCAGGUGAGUGCUGUAUCAUGCGCUCGAGCAAUCUUUCGACUCUUGUGCGAAAGUGCGCUGCUGACAUUCGCAAUUUGCGCCGACCGACGUAGUCAAUGUCGCUCUUCUGGGAGGAAUUGGAAUAUAUGCCUAUGCGAACCGCGACCAAGCGCGAAGCUGGGAUCGUCGUUUGGUUAGCGGCGCGGCCGUCGGAAUCCUUAGCUUGCUUGGACUGCAGAGCUACGCAGCUACCGAGGCGGCCAGACGUCAAAAGGGCAAAAAGUAA